Molecule: messenger RNA, 987 nt
Organism: Aspergillus neoniger CBS 115656
Lineage: Eukaryota; Fungi; Ascomycota; Eurotiomycetes; Eurotiales; Aspergillaceae
Exons: 5
Coding region: 428-787 (119 amino acids)
Source: RefSeq, a predicted model, not a curated record
UCAGACUACAAUCCCCAACGAUGACGACGUGUGGUCAUGGCGUGAUGAUAACGAGGGGAAUAGUCCAUUGGUUCCUUGGAGAUCGUCCCGUGUGUGGCAGAUAAACUUCAUUUAGGAUGAAGAAUGGGGGUGAUUGAGUGGCUCGUGCCUUACCGAGCCUGUAAACUCCGGAGAAAUCAAUUUAAUUAACCUUCACAUCAUGCAUCUGCUCCUCGGCAAUAGCAAGCCAUGCAGAAUCUGCAUCGCAAAGAGCGGGUUUCCGCCCGCUGUAGAAACCUGGGGCUGGAUGUUAAAUACUGGAUAUUCAGGGGUGACAGAAUACAGCGCAUCUGCCAAAUUUGCUACCAGUUCUACCCCCAAGUCUGCCUCAAUGUGAAAAUGUAUGAGAAGACUGAAGAUCAGCCCCUGAAGAGGCAUAAGUGCCGGCAUGAGGGGUCAGGCGUGGCCAAAAGGCAACGGGCCGGAGUCCGUCGGGAUAUCCACUUCAUCCCCGGCGCCAACGGCUUUAGCCCCGCUUUGUAGGAUGCAUAUCGCUGCUUCCCAUAUGGUUCCAGGACCGGAGAGUUCGGGGAUCAAUCACAACGGCGAAGCGGAUAUGUGUCCAAAUGGGGAACAGAUGUCCGCACGCGUGGGAACCAGCUCCGUUGGACGAGAUCAGAGGUCCUUUACCAUUAAUUUCCCCGGGGGACUUGACGCGCGCGACUGGGAGCGCCGUCUGCAAUACUUGGUAACUUCGCGUCCGAAGUUUUCUUGGCCAGGCAUGUACCCAUGGACAGGAAUCAGAUGAAUAUGUUGUGACUAGACCAUAUCAGAAAGGGCCAUUCCAUCUAGCUUAUCCUUGCGGUGGAAUGGACGGCCAAGAGGAUAUACCAGUUCGAACUGCCCAGAGCACGCGGGAAGAUCGCUGAUUUAUUUGGAGUUGCCGCAGAUCAGUUACCGGUACCGAAGAUCGACCCGAUGUCGAUCGUUGCUAGAAGAGGCUGGCGA